Molecule: messenger RNA, 540 nt
Organism: Fusarium verticillioides 7600
Lineage: Eukaryota; Fungi; Ascomycota; Sordariomycetes; Hypocreales; Nectriaceae
Exons: 2
Coding region: 217-528 (103 amino acids)
Source: RefSeq, a predicted model, not a curated record
UUUCAUUUCAUUUCAUUGUCAGAGCAUCUGCACCAGGGAUCUUGAAGCAAUCCCAAAGCUCCAGGGUGAAUGGAUAUCCCGUAACUCCUGUAACUCGUCUGUUUACGCGGAGACGAGACAAAAUUAAAUACCAGUAACCGCCAAAGGCUGGUCAAUUGCGGAGACUGGGGCUGUGGGUUAGGGCGGUUGCAAUAAGCGAGAGCGCUGGGCGGUGAGAUGGAUGUUGAAGAGGAAGACAAGUGGAGUUGCGAAGGUGGAGGUUUUAAUAAAGUUACACGUGACGAACGCCAUGUUCGACGUAGGCAGGUAGACCACAAUACAUACAUACAUACCAGAGACAGUAAGUUAUGGUUAGAGUUAAGGAGGGAUGCAUAUAUUCUGAAACCUGAUAGAACGAUAUGUCAUGGCAAGACAUCAAUAGAGGGCAAACUACUAAUGUAUGCAGUUGGAAAGGGAGUUGACGAAGCAACUUCUAGGGAGACAACUAAGAUGAUAACAACUAAAACAUCAGCCAUGAUAGUUUAUUAAUUAAGAAUGCAG